UCUCAUCACUUUUCGCUCCUCAGCAAAAGUCUAAUCUAAAAAUUAGAUUAGAUUGAAAGGGGGCUGCACAUUCCAGUUUAUUAUCUAGGCGGCCUAGAUUAAUCUUGUUUUCUUUUAGUUUUUUUCCAAUCUCAAUCAUGGACGCCCAAAGAGCUUUGCUUGAUGAACUCAUGGGUGCAGCUCGUAAUUUGACUGAAGAAGAGAGGAAGGGGUACAAGGAAAUUACAUGGGACAGUAAGGAAGUGUGCAGCUUCUAUAUGGUUCGCUUUUGCCCCCACGAUUUGUUUGUCAACACAAGAAGUGAUCUAGGACCAUGCCCUAAAAUUCAUGAUCAAAAGUUGAAGGAAAGCUUUGAGAAGUCUCCUAGGCACGACGUAUUUGUUCCAAAGUUUGAGGCUGAGCUGGCUCAUUUCUGUGAGAAAUUGGUUAUGGACUUAGAUAGACGAGUUAGGCGUGGUCGAGAACGUCUUGCUCAAGAGAUUGACGUUCCCCCUCCUCCUCCUAUCCCAGCAGAAAAGUCCGAGCAAUUAGCUGUUUUGGAGGAAAAAAUAAAGAACCUACUGGAACAAGUGGAGUCUCUUGGUGAAGCUGGAAAGGUUGACGAAGCCGAAGCGCUCAUGAGGAAGGUGGAAGUGCUCAAUGCUGAGAAGACAGCUUUAACACAGCAACCUCAACAAGAUAAAGUCUUGAUGAUGGCACAGGAGAAAAAGAUGGCUCUGUGUGAGAUAUGUGGUUCUUUUCUAGUUGCAAAUGAUGCUGCUGAGAGAACUCAGUCGCAUGUCACUGGAAAACAGCAUAUGGGAUAUGGUAUGGUCCGAGAUUAUCUUGCAGAGUACAAGGAAGCUAAGGAGAAGAAAAGAGAGGAAGAAAGAAUAGCCCGGGAAAAAGAAGCAGAAGAAAGGAGGAAGCAAAGGGAGAAAGAGUAUGAAAGCAGACAUGGAAGAAGUGAGUCAUCUGAGAGGGACAGGUAUCGUGAUCGAGAUCACAAUCGGGAACGAGAUCGAUACAGGGAGCGAGAUGGUGACCGUGAAAGAUCUCGAGAGGGGAAUAGCAGAGAAACUCGAGAGGGGGUUAGAGGAUCAGAUUGGAAGUACAGCAGUUCCCGGAAUGGAAGAGAUAGAAGCAGGGAAAGAUACCGCCAGCGUGACAGAAGCCGGUCACGUUCUCCUGUUAGAUAUGGUAACCGGAGAUCAUCCAGGAGUCCAGUCCGUCAAUAUUGAGGACAUUGGAUGGGUGUUUGAAUUUUAAAUGAGAAGAGGUAGUUUUUCCACCACUCACCAGUUUUCAUGAAUGUAUACUUUUGGAGUCAAAGUUCUAUGGUCAUCAUGGGUGAAACUCUUCUUUGUUCUUACAGCUUUAUUGAGACUGUAUCAUCUCCCUAUCAUCGAUAUAUUUAGAGAGAAAAGGUUGAGGUAGGUAUGACUUCGUUGUUGUAACUAUUCAAUGAUCUAUCUAGACUUUGGUUGAUCUAAUUGAUUUAUCAAUCAUCUGUGAUAUGCCUACCAGAGUUCUGGUUCCUUCUUUUUUGGGAUCACUCUGGGAAUCUUUUCUCAAGUAGUUAUAGAACAGAUACUCUAUAUGUGCAUGGAUAUUACUGCUGCUGAAGGAGUUAACAGUUUGAUCAACUGUGAGGUAACAAGUAAAUUUUGAUUUUCUUAACCGUAAAAUGACUUCCUAACUAUCAAUAGUUUGGGCUUUGUGUUUUCUUGUCUGCUCAGAUGACCGAUUGCAGAUUCUUGUACUCCACUUACAUUAGCUGCCAAUGAGCUAAUGAAUAGGGAUCUCCUUAGGUUUUCUCUGAUAAUUUAUCUGAUGAUUUUUGAAAAAAAGGUAAACUCAUUCUUCCUUGAUUAAGUGCCUUAAUGUCUGUUCACUCAACGAGUUGAACUCUGCAGGCACUAUGAAGAUGAAAAGGCAGCUAACCAGACAACAUAAAAGAAGAGAAGUUUAAAAGCAAUCUGGUUAUGGAUAAGAACACAUAAUUUAGUCAAAGAUAUAAGAGCAAGUUGCGGAUGACCCUUAAUAGUCAAUGGUAAUCUUGAUCUCGUCCUUCAUAUUAGCUUUUGAAUUUGUCCACGGAAAUUUGCUUGGGCGUUUUGGCUGUUUCAAACCAACUUAGCAACCAUUUUUUGUUCAAAUAAACCUGUCGCACACAAGACAAGGUCCAAGAUAUUUCUUUUUUGGCUUGGCAGAACCAUUCAUUGAAUGUUUGGAAAUGGAUAUAUUGGUUCUUUGCAUAUUCAGACAUGGUAUGUUAACUUCCACCUGCCUUAGUCUGUGCACUAGGAUGGGAGUCUUCUCCCCUAUGAAGAAUCUAGCACUGAAGAUUCUCGCUUGGAGGUCUUAUUGCAGAAGUUCAAUCUUAAGUUUGCAAAGGGGGUGUCGUAAAUUGAAAUAUAGCGGAUUCAAUUUGCAAACUGUGAACAUCUUUCCAUGUAUUUGUGCAAGGUGCAGUUUUUCAGGUUUUGAUUCUGAUGGGCUGGCUGCAUCUGAAACGCAACUGUUAUUGGAGUACCAAAAUUUUGAGGCGUCUUCUUUUGUGAGUCAAAUCGUCAAUUUUACUAUACCAACUGGAGGGAUUUUGAAGAUCUAUUACUUGGGUUGGUGAUGGAGGCUUGAAGGUGAUUGAACGCUAUAGCUAAUGCAGAUUAGAUAGGUUUUCAGUUUUGUUCUUUUUUCCUUCGCAAAUAGAGUCCUACAUUGCUAGACCUUUUUUCUAUUGCUCUAGAUGGUUUAGCCCCGUGUUUUUUUUUGGAAAAACAUCGCCUAUAUUGAUUGAACUUCAAAUGUAGGAAGGCUGUAUCUUACAUGGUCUCCUAUAAGUAA
Coffea eugenioides is the source of this 2826-nucleotide messenger RNA. RefSeq names its product luc7-like protein 3. NCBI's taxonomy places the organism in Eukaryota, Viridiplantae, Streptophyta, Magnoliopsida, Gentianales, Rubiaceae. Bases 138 to 1220 code for a protein of 360 amino acids. The transcript has 8 exons. The record is from RefSeq and is a predicted model, not a curated record. Gene Ontology annotation, molecular function: mRNA binding. Gene Ontology annotation, biological process: mRNA splice site recognition. Gene Ontology annotation, cellular component: U1 snRNP; U2-type prespliceosome.